UGUCGAUGCCUCGCGUGGCGCGCCCUUCGGGAGGUGCCGAAGUGUCUCCGUGCCUCGUGUACACGCGCCACGAUUGAUCCGCGUUCCAUCCCCGAACUCAAUUUCGGAAAACAUUCUCUCUCUUACAUCGCACCCCACUUUCUUUCCCUUCCGCUUGAUUCGCUCAACAAGUUUCCUUUUUCCGGAGCGCCGUGAAAAAAAAAAAUUCGUCGAGAAGUCGAUACAGAAAAGAAAGUUUAGUCACGCGCCUUUUUUCGCAGAUCUUUUCUCCGAACGAAAAAAAAAACUCGCGAGAAAAACGCGCGCGGCUCGUACGCACCCCCCCGCUGUCAGGCACGCGUGUGCGUAAAGAAACGCGUUGGUGCGUGUGUUUACAACCUGUGGGUGGUGCGGCGGCGGCAACGGCAGCGUUAGGCACCGAUUACGGAAUAUGGAUUCGCGGUGGAUCCGGGUAGAGGCGGAAGGCGGCAGAUGACGGGUCCGCGGCCGAGCCCGGCGAGUGGAGGCGCCGAAUGAAAGUGAAAACGAAAGACUGCACGGUGCGUACUACGAUGUGAGAGGGAGGAUGCGUCGUUCUCGGGCAAGCGACGACGAAGGGUGCGGGAAGAUGAACGCCGGAAGGCGACAAAUGUCAUGAGCUCACCCCGCUGCAAACCCGGUGGAUUGUGUGCGCAAGGAUCCACCCUCUUUAGAAUUCCCCGUCCGUAGAGAGGGCGAGGAGCUCGUCGAAGACAAAGACGAGGGGGUCGGCGCGCAAGAGGGGCGAAAGGAACGAGGAGAGGCGCGAGGGAGAGCAAGGACUCUCCGUGAGGAAGGUGCGGUUGAGCCACGGGGGUGAAAAAGCGAGAAGGAGAUAAGGAGAUAAGGAAGAUGGGAGAGAGCUCGCCGGAUCUCAGCCUCCGGCUACGCCAGGGCAGCUCCGACUCCAGAGAUUCCUUCUACAUGGACUUCGCUCAGGGUAUCGAUUCCGAUAUCGAGGAAGUGACGCGACCAGGCGACAAUAAUUCCGAUCCUAUGCUGGAAAAUCAUCUGGAGGAUAACGGGAAUGACUUCCCGCCAAUUGAGGACAUUACAACGAUUCCCGAGGAGGCCUCUGAAGAAUUAAGGGAAGAGGAGGAAGCGGCCGCGCUGGAGGCCGCGCUACGAACGCCAGACGGUGGCACGGUUAGCACGGAAAUCGAAAAACCGUCAACCGCGACGCUCACGCAGGACUGGCCAGGACUGCCGGUCGCGCUACCGUCACCAGCCUCGCCAUCCGCGGUAAUCGUCUCGCCGGAAACGCUGUCUAGACACAGCAGCAGUUCACCCUCUCGCGUUCAUCGGCCACCCCAGUUCGCGUUAGCCCUGCCAUGUUCCUCGCAGCCGAUUCCGGCGGUCUGCUAUCCGGCGCCGACCUUCCUCGAGGUCACCGACGAGCGGAAGUGGAAGAACCUUGGCUGCGACGCCCUGGCGACCACUUUGAGCGCGCUGUACGGGAAACUUCUGGUCGUGAUGGGGAUCGCCUUUCCCAUGGCGGAAGUAAUAUCCACGUACAUACCGCCGUCGUUCUACGAGGCUUUUUACCUCUACCUCUACUUCGGCAGCAUGAUCUUCCUCGUGUACAUGUACAUCAUGUUGUUCAGGGACGGCAAGUCGAAACCAAAGAAGCAGAAGGACGUGUGCGAUCUGGACUCGUCGAGAUCGUCGAGCGGCGCCGGUGGCGACAGCGACACGCCUGAUACCGGAUGCCCGCACAUGAUGCAUCCGGUGCGUCCGGUCCAGCACUACGGCAGCUUCUACCUGCGAAUGGGCGCCGUCGCGUUCGGCAUCGGCUCGAUGAUCUACUCCGGCCUGGAAUUCGGCCAGUACUUCGAGCUGGAGCAGAACACCAAGUGUCACAACAUCAUGCUGGCCCUCACGCCCGCCACGAGAAUGGCCUUCAUCUUCAUCCAGAUGUACUUCAUAUUCCUGAACAACGAGCAAAUGAAGGUUUACCGUCACCGCGUAGUUGCGCGUUUCGGGCUAAUGCAUAUGAUCGGCACGAAUCUGUCAGUUUGGCUAAACGUUCUUGUGCAAGAAACGAAACACGAGAUCCUCACCUUCUAUAAUCCAGAGAACAAUUCCCUCAGAAUUUCCCACAGACUGGGCACGAAAGGAGUCCAUCUCGGCGGUCACCUGCACGGUCAUCACGGGGAACACGUGCGACUUCCGCGCGGUCUCAAAGGACCGCAUCACAUAUUCGAAUGCAGAAGAACGAAUAUAAUGGGAUCGCUGGUACAAGACGCCAGCCCCUUCCUCUUCCCCUGCACGAUAGAGUACAGCUUGAUUUGCGCGGCUAUUUUAUACGUAAUGUGGAAAAACAUAUCAAAGGCCGGAUUCACGCAGCCCACCACGCCGCCCGGCUCGCGUCAUCACGCACACGCCUACAGGAAGUCGCCGCAUCAUUACAGCGUGGACUGCGCGCGCGCGCACAAGGGCCUCUUCGUCGGUAUCCUGAUUCUAGUGCUGACCAUAAUCUCGCUGAUACUAUUCUUCGUGCUGAUCUCGCGGCCCGAGCUGACCAGCCUCGCCGUGACCGAGGUGAACGUGUGCGAGCUGACGCUCUACGGGAUGUCCACCCUGGCGACGCUGCUCGGCAUGUUCCAGAUGCGCAGGCUGCGCUACGACGGCGGCCGGAAUCUCGAGCUCGACAAUAUACUGCUGGUGGCCGCGCAGACCGGCAUGUUCAUCUACUCCACGUUCACCAUCAUCGGCGGCCACUUCACCCUGAAGAAGGACACGAUCCUCGUGCUGGUCACCGCGCUGGCCAGCGUCGUUCAAACCACCUGCCAGACCAUCUUCAUUCUGGACGCGUCCAGACGCUCGGUCGCCACCGCCGAACAGAUACGCCGAAAGCCCGGCAGGGAGAUCGUGACGUUCCUGCUGGUGACGAAUCUGGCCAUGUGGGCGAUCAACACGCUGGAGAAGUCCCGCGCGGAGUCGCAUCCGGUGCAGUUGCACUUCUACGGCCUGUGGGCGUGGACGAUCAUCACCCACGUCUCGAUGCCGCUGGCGAUAUUCUACAGGUUCCACAGCACCGUCUGCCUGUGCGAGGUGUGGAAGCGGGCCUACAAGGUCAAGCCGACCUACAUGUGACGCAAGGGCUCCCGCGAGGUCAUAUGGAAGACCGGGGGAGCCCCGCAGCGGCCCAAGAGCCAACAGUCAAGACUCGAUGUCAUUGCGGAGAACGAUCCGGCGUAUUUCAUGUGAUCGAGAGAAAUGCCGGGUCGCGACGACCGUCGAGGCUGGCGCGAAAACCGUGUUGAAGAGGGAAACUUCGUUGGACGCCGAUACAAGGAGUAGACAUCGAUCAUUUUUUUUAGGCGGAUUUUUCUAGAAAAACGCGACGACACGUACACCACAGUUCGUAUGCAUCGUGAUUUGCAUCGAUUCCAGGGUAUUUCGGAAAACUAUACAGUAAAUAGAUUCGAGGCUCGUAAGAGCGACUGGAUAAUUCACACGUAGUUGAAUCGAUUAGAGAAGAAUGCGUCGGCCGAAAGCGGUGCUCAAACUGUCCCAUAAACAGUAGCUUACUUCGUCGUUUGUCGAAAAGUCAAUGUCUCUAGCUAGCCUUGUACAGAUUUAUUUCAUCGGUAUAAAUGUUGACGUAUUCAUAAAAUUUACACAACAGUGUCGUGUCUCGCAGUACAAACCUUGCGGAUAGAUCGCGGCAAAAUAUCGCCGCGAUCUAGCUGCAAGAUUUGCGCUGUAUCAAUGGAUUAGCUGACUGAGAAUUAUUCUUAGAAAGGUCAUGUUGGAAAAACAAUUUUUGGCAAGCUAAAAAAGUAGAUUAACCCCAGAGAUACGUAUGUUCAGAUCCCCUUGCCGAUAAGCCGAUUUAUCGAAAUACAAUAUUAUAUACGAUCUCCUCGAAUCCCAACUCGGCUACCUUUUAGAGAUUUCCACAUAAAUAAUCCUCUUACUCAUUGAUAUCUGUAAAUAGCCUCUAUUGAACUUCACCGUGCUGCAAAAGCUAUGCGAGAUAGGGAGAUUUGCAAACCGCACGAGCGCACUUAACACAAUCUCGGGUUUUACGCGACGAAGGGACGUCACGUGUAUACGUUGAUAUCAAUCGCUCGCCAUUUCUCGCAGCUUUCGCCCGAAGCGAUGACCCUAUCGAGCAAGAAUGACCGCACGAAAAUUUCCGUAAAGGUGAACAAAAGUUCACUUGACAAAAAGAAAGCUCCAUCGCGAUAAUAGCGGAUAAACGAUCCCUUUCCGUUAUCUGCCGUCCAAUCGGCACGGUUUCGUACGAAAUCAAUGAAGAGAUAAGAAAAGGAUUGUUUAUCCGCCGCAUGAAAAAUAUCUUGGAAAGUGAAAGAAUCAAUUGUACUUCUCGAACUCGAUCCAACUGGUCAGCCCUACAAAACCUCAUGGAGAUGGAGUUCAUCGAUAGACAUAAAAUCAAUACAUAUUGCAUACAUAUAUACGCACACGUAUCACUUAUAUACAUGCGUAUCUAUCACAUAUAUUCUAAAUUCUCCUCUCGUUUAGAGAUACUCGAAUACGUUUUUUCGAUCGAAAGAAAAAGGAAAGAUCCGAUGCAAGUUAUGGAGAAACACAAUUGAUCAUGAUUUUCAUUAUACAUUUGAAUUUUAUCGCUUGUGACCAAAAGCAGAAUUUUUAGGUGACGAAGUGUUAGAGAUCACUCGUUAGAAAUAGAAGAAUUAGAUCUUUCUUAGAACCAAUCAGGUCGAAAAGGCUGACGUAGGUCUUCGACGCACACGGGAACAAUGAAACUUCGUUCGAUAAAUUUUUCUAUUUAUCUCCGAGUGACGAAUGAGAAAUCGGGAAGAGUUUUCCUGCCCGAAAGACUGAAACGAACGUCAGAGGAGGGAUCGGGACGUCGAGUAAUCCUGAUCCGCUUCAAACGAAAUCCUCUAGAACAUAAUCCGAUCGUUCGAUGCUCGCGACCUAAGGCACAUUCUCGCGGACAGUGUUUCAUCCGUCUUCCACGUAGUACAAACUGCAGCUUAAAACAACAAUCGUCCAUGCAGAUGGUUCGAGAAUUAGAAUAGCGGUGGGAGAAAUAAGUUACGAGUAUGUUCGAUAGAAAGAGGGGACAAUAUUUUAGCGCAGUGAUGUAGCCAGGGAUUUUCGUAGCGAACAAAAUUAUCGAACGUUAAUGCGAAACAACUGUACAAAUUUUCCAUUAUCUAAUUAACAAGCAAGCAAAGAUCGCAGCGAUUAGAAAUAUUUUAAUACAACUGAGAAUACAAAGGAUCAAUUUCUCUUGAUUUUCUAUUUAGCAAACUCGAAAUCGACGCUCGUUCCGCGGACUUUGUAUUUUCGAGCCGCUGUAAUUCGAUAAAGAGACAAAAGACCACGUAGAUAUUAAAUAUCCUGAAAGGAAGUGCAAAACUUUAGUCCUUUUAUACGCAAAGAGAUUUACGCACAAGAAAAAUUGUAAUAUUUUACAUAUAUUAUCGUAAAAAAAAAAAACAACAAAUUCGUAGAGACGAGAAUAAUUAGUACCGCUAUUAGAAUCAUGACUUAUAGUACACAGAUAUUUUAUUGUCGGCGUUGAAUUUCUAUUAUCAAGAGAAACUUAUUUUACGUUGGAUUCAGAAAGGUGAUCAGGAUCAAAUCGGUUGACGAGUGCUUAUCGCAAGCUCGUGCAAUUUUCAAAGCUAGAUGCGGAGCGAUAGGGACGAAAAGCUAGUACGUUCGAGGUAGAAAUACAGUACAACGGCUGAUCAUAUCAUUAAGCCUUAAUCCGUCGAGAAGAGCGCUGUCCGAACUCUGAUAAGAGAUAAAGGGGAUCAAGACCGAUCGCGGCCGAGUGCGAUCUCGAAACUGAAGCGACCUACUUGAGUUUCUUUUACGCUCAACUGGACAGAUGCGAUGACAGAGAGAAGAUCACAAAAGCGAACGAACGAAUCGACGUGCGAUUACGUACGAGUGCGCGUCUGCGAGUGCGUUGUGUGUGUAUGCGUGUGUACGUGCGUGCGUGCGUGCGGGUGUGCGUUUGUACAUGGAAUGAUGAAGGAAGACGAAGAGAAAGGAGGGAAAGUCCCUCGGGUUUAUAACGGAGAUGUAGGCGUUCAUAGAUAAUACGUGUUUCGUGCUAGAAGCUUUGAUAUCGAUUAUCGCCGUUGCGAAUUAUAGUUAUCCGGUCGAUUUUUUUGUAAGAUAUAGUUUCUCUAAGAGGGCUGUAAAUAAACGGAGGAGAGUAUACAAUAAAGCGAAUUCUCUCGGUGUUUAGCGCUAGUUGUGUCGACAUGUUUCUUCCUAUAGCAUAUAAAUAUAUAUAAUAUAUAUAUACACACACAUAUUUAUAUAUACAAGAUAUAAAUAUAUUUAUUAUUACGUUGUUCUAUUAUAAUAUUUAUUAUAACAUCUGACAUAGGAUUUACGCGCGACAUGUUACGUUUAUUGAGAAUCCUGAGGACUCGUGCCGAGAUCCCAUGUGUUUCUUCGCUUUCCUUCUUCGCCUACGUCUUCGUCCUAAUUAGAAUAGUCGGAAAAGUCGCUCCGCGAUGAGCGACGGAACGAGAAUGCGACGACACAAGGAACAAUGUAGAUAUUUGAACGGCAAGACAAAAGUUUUGAUAUAUUAAAAUUCAGAUAAUUUAGAUGCGAUUGUUGCGGAGCCUAAUUAUUUACAUCUCAUCUUCGAUUUUACAAAGGAGAAUCUCUUGUGAGAGAUUCGCCGAUUUUUCACGACAGUCUUCUCUCGUGCACAUCGUUGACGCGUUUACCGGUUCCCGGCACGAGUCUUCUCCGUAAAUAGAUAAAAUCAGGGCGAAAUCACGAUGGACGCAAUUCGCAUUUGCGAGUGAUAUAAGAGGAAAACGGGGCAAUUCUCUUUACUAUAUCACGUCUCUAAACUCUGUACUUUUUCUAUGUCCGCAUAAUCUAGUUCCUACGCAAUGUUUGUACUCUUAUACCCUUUGUACUAUUUGUACCUUACGAAUUGCAAUACACUCGUCCGCAAUAACGAAA
Linepithema humile (Argentine ant) is the source of this 6963-nucleotide messenger RNA. RefSeq names its product Otopetrin-like c (gene OtopLc). Gene Ontology annotation, cellular component: membrane. Gene Ontology annotation, molecular function: proton channel activity. The record is from RefSeq and is a predicted model, not a curated record. Lineage: Eukaryota; Metazoa; Arthropoda; Insecta; Hymenoptera; Formicidae. Gene Ontology annotation, biological process: proton transmembrane transport.